Molecule: messenger RNA, 3846 nt
Organism: Branchiostoma belcheri (Belcher's lancelet)
Lineage: Eukaryota; Metazoa; Chordata; Leptocardii; Amphioxiformes; Branchiostomatidae
Exons: 2
Coding region: 260-3325 (1021 amino acids)
Molecular function (GO): [protein-PII] uridylyltransferase activity; protein binding
Source: RefSeq, a predicted model, not a curated record
CCAGGUGUUUCCAUGACAGAGUAUCGUGCUAACAGCAGUUAGUUAGGGUUCUUGACAUUCCUCUUGCCGUCAUCAAGAUCUGUUGGAGAUUUCUGUGCUUUGAAGACGACUUAAUGUGUUCUAAGUAUAGAGACCAUGUGACUGGAGGAAGAUAUCAGGAAAAACAAAAUUUGGCCAUAGUUCCCACAUCGACCAGGCUUGACUCUCAUUGUCUCAACUUCUAUACCUUUAAUUGGCAUAAUUUUGAGACAAAGGCAAAAUGGGAAAUUCAAUGAGCAUCCUGCCUCCCUUUCCCGGUCUCAGGGACAGAGACGGGGACAAGAAAGUAGAAGAUUUCGUCCUGCUAGGAGAGGCUUAUGUUAGGAAGGGAGUGUCGAGCAAGAAUGGUAGAGACUUUACCAAAGCAUCGGCACUAUACAACGCAGCUUUAGUACGCUGUCGAAACUGGGCCAAAAGGCAGAAUCUGAUCGAACGAAUCAAAUCAACAGAAAGUCUGCUACUUCAGCACGUAGCUGGUUUGGAUCAUGCCGAAAUUUCAAGUCGCAAGGAUGAUGUCGCUCAUAAAAUUACGCUUCAAAAAAUCCGCCUCAGGUGUCAGAAACAGCUGCAAGAUAUACACGAGUUAUGCAACUAUUCGGGAAAUCCAUUACAUUGUGCAAAAACGAGGGAAGAAGAGGAGAAAAGAGCCGAGAAGAUCCGAGCACUUUAUCAACAGAUUUCACGGGAAAUGAAAGCAUUCGUUUCCGACCUUAUUCAAGAAUGUUUUCUUGUCUUGGGUCCCCCUCCAUGUAAUUACGCCGCGAUUGGACUAGGGUCCUUGGCAAGAGAAGAGAUGACUCCAUACUCAGACCUGGAGUUUGCCGUACUGUUAGAAGAACGGGAACGCCUGGACAACGAGAAGGCUUACUUCCGCUCAAUGACGUAUUUGCUACACCUCAAAGUUCUGAACCUCGGUGAGACUAUCCUCCCAUCCAUGUGUAUUGAAGAGCUUAGCGACUACAACGAUAUGAGCAAAGAACAGUUUUACGAUUCUGUAACACCCCAUGGUUUCUCGUUUGACGGCUGCAUGCCUUGGGCGAGCAAGACUCCCCUUGGGCGCGAUGAGACGGAUACAAAACCGGGCCUUGAACUCAUCAUGACUCCACGGGAAAUGGCAGAUGUACAGACAAUGAACCGGUCCUUGAGGGAAGGAUAUCACCUUGCGGAUGUUCUCCGUACUGCAACAUUGAUCAAAGGCGAUCAAUCGCUGGUUGACGAGUACAGACAAGCAGUAUUCGACAUACUAGACUCUCCAGUGAGUGACGUUGACAACACCACUGUGGGUCAGAAGAUGGCGCUUCAAACACUUUCAGAAGAUGUGAACCUUUUUGACCCCACAGCGUUGCACGAUCCCUCUAGAUCUGGUUUUGGUCUCCUAUUUGGUUGUGCCUACGACGUGAAAAAAAUGAUCUUCCGGUUGAUCAGCUGCACUAUGCAAAGCAUAGGCUUAUUAUCGAGUACCAAGUGUGAUAGACUUGAAGAUAUUUUGCUAUAUUUGGAACAACGAGGUCUUAUCACUAGCCUUGUAAGGCAUAACAUUCGGAUAGCUGCUGCAAUUGCCGAUGAGUUGCGGUUAAAGACGUACGUGGCAAACAGGGGACAGAAGGAACUGAUCUCGACACUUCCUAAGUUUGAACAGAAGAACACCAACUUUCCUAAAACAGGGCAACUCUUCUACCUUCAGCAGAACCCUGACAUGCUUCACCGAUUUUACUUUACAUCGUAUCCGUAUCAUGAAACCAUGAAAACUGUCAUUCGAAAUGCCAACGAGAGUGGCUAUUCAACACUUGAAGGAAUGAUUAGUAGCUCCUUCCCAGAUUCAGGGAUCUACGACAACAGUCCUUUGAUAAGAGGACUGAUGUAUUUUGAUUUCUUCGAGUAUGACAAGGCCGAGGAAUGCUUCUUAGAUGUGCUGAAGGAUAAUCCAGGGAACCGUGUAGCUUUGUGGAACUUACUACAAAUCUACGCACUUACACAUCGCUACAGCAACAUGAAAGAUGUACUGAUGAAUAGCAGUGACAGUCUUUCGGCCAUUUCGGAUGUUAUCAAUGAUAACAGCAUUGACUUCCCCGGUCUUCUCGCUAGCGCUUUUGGACAGAACCCUUUUCGUUUGAGGGAACGUGCCAAUGAAGACACCGCUAGUGACGGUUCUACGGAACAUUCGCCCGUUCACAGCUCGACCGAGGGUGAAGAAGAUUCAGCCAUCAUGUGUGUCCUCAAAGCCUUCUUACCGGCUAUAGCAGGAGACUUUGCCGAGGCCGAGUCUUCCCUUGAGCAAGUCAUGAAGAUCAAAGAGAAAUGGGGAAGUGAUGAGGAACCUUCAAGUGUGUACUCCAGAAUGGCUCACACAAUUGACCUGGUUGUUGGCGGGAUCUACUUCAACUUGAAAAACUAUGAGAAAUGCGUCUUUCACCUGGAACUCGGUUUGAAAUACUUACAGACAUUAUAUGGCAGCCACAGUGCGCAUCCGUUGAUGUCAUACUGUUUUCUGUUGCUUUCGCGGUCUCACAAGGAGUUGUCAAAUCAUGAAAUGGCCAAAGCCAUGAUGGAAAACGCAAGAACAUGCAGCCGUGCGUCACUGAGUCGCGGCGCGUAUGGUUACUACAGCUUAGGGGCAAUAGCAAUCUCGGCGAUGGACGGAAGCGAGAACUCAAGCAGGCACUUUGGUAUGGUGCAACAAGCUGCUGAUGCGGGAAUGGCGUUGAAAUUUGCCGCUCAUCUUCAUAUUAACGCCUGUUAUGUUUCGGCAGUUAAAUGUAUAGAAGAGAAAAGGAUGCCUGAGGCAGCAUGGUAUUAUAAGAAGCUGCUUUGGUAUGUGUUAGAGCUUGACCGCCAAGAGCCUCACACUGACAUCUUACGCGACUGUGUACAUUUUGUCUCUUAUCAUGGCUUGGCGUACGCUACAAUGAUCACUGAGAACAUCCUUCAAAAUGUAUUUCCCGCAUUGCUAUCCCCCGGAAGCCUAACUCGUUUGUCAUCUUCAGCUGAACACAAGUCAGAAAGCCGUACUGACAAGCCAAACAGAAGAACAGAAACAAGCAAACUGGUUCUGGAAUAUGAGAGACUUCUCGACGUAUAUCGUCUCCGCUAUGGACACGAUUGUGAUAUCUACAUGUUACCAUUCAUCGGUCUAUUGCACACCCUUGAUGGCAACGCAAGUAAGGGUAUCGAGUGGAUUUUUGCAACCCUUGAACUGUUAGAGUCUUUGAAAACACUGCCGGCAAACUUUAUCGAUCUUUUUAAUGUUCCUGACGUUGAACGCACCGCUGUUUGUUCAUGUUUCUAGUUCUUUACGGGCUUGCCGUCCAAUGGCUCACAUUUUUGGAGGUGACUUUGUGUUAGCUUGCUUGCUUUCUCUGAUGGGCGUGGCGUAUCUCUAUUAUGCAUCCGAUUUACACAACUCUAUGCAAUGCUUUAAUGAUGCUUUACAGACACUAAUAGAUUACGAAGAAGGCGCGGAAGAAGCCACUGCAGAACAACAAAUGAACCUACCCAUAAAAACUGACAUGGUAGCUAACUGGUGGAGAAAUGUACAAGCUGCAGUGGACGCUCUGGGACCUAUUUCUCAAUCACACCCUUGUUUGUCUGGUUCUGGUGACAUUCCUCUUGACUAAUCCGAAUAGUUUUCUGAUAUGUAUAUUGUUUAAUAUAUGUUUAGGUUCAGAGAAGGAUAGCUAUAGAUAGUCAGACACAUGGAAGUUACUGCCUUAUGUAUUCACACACCAUACAUGUUUUAUUUGUAAAACAUUCCAUACAUGUACUGUACAAACGUUGUAUCAUUUCAAUCAGAUUGACCCAUGUAAGGAA